Molecule: messenger RNA, 465 nt
Organism: Salvia splendens (bonfire salvia)
Lineage: Eukaryota; Viridiplantae; Streptophyta; Magnoliopsida; Lamiales; Lamiaceae
Product: protein ENHANCED DOWNY MILDEW 2-like
Exons: 6
Coding region: 1-465 (154 amino acids)
Source: RefSeq, a predicted model, not a curated record
AUGCGGGAGCUACUGCCUCCCUCGUCUGAUUUAUGCAACUUAGAGACGCAUGAGAAGAAGCUAGCUGUCUAUCUUGCUCCAUUUAUCCAUGGUGUGCGUUAUACCUCUUUUGGUCGGCACUUCACGAAUUUAGACAAGCUAAAGCAGGUUGUAAAUCGGCUGCGUUGGUAUGUUCAAGAUGGCGAUAUGAUUGUCGAUUUCAGCUGUGGAUCAAAUGAUUUUAGCUGCUUUAUGAAGGAAGAACUCGAUAGCAUGGGGAAAAGGUGCUACUUCAAAAAUUAUGAUAUUAUACAAACGAGGAAUGACUUCAAUUUCGAGAAAAAAGAUUGGAUGACUGUUGGUGCGGAAGAAUUAUCUGAAGGGUCUAAACUGAUCAUUGGCCUAAAUCCUCCUUUCGGAGUCCAAGCAUCCCUUGCAAACCAAUUCAUAAACAAAGCUCUAACUUUCUGGCCAAAGCUGGGGUAA